Molecule: messenger RNA, 8685 nt
Organism: Lonchura striata (white-rumped munia)
Lineage: Eukaryota; Metazoa; Chordata; Aves; Passeriformes; Estrildidae
Gene: PDE10A
Product: phosphodiesterase 10A
Biological process (GO): signal transduction
Molecular function (GO): 3',5'-cyclic-nucleotide phosphodiesterase activity; protein binding
Source: RefSeq, a predicted model, not a curated record
CUUCUAAAAAUGUCUCUUUUGCACAUACAAAUCCAAACUGUAUAAACUUCUGUCCCAGAAGUUUCUACUUUGAUGAGCUUUCACUAUAAUCCAAGUGUCUUGCUGGCUUGCUGUCUGCACUGCAGGCUCCAGGGCCUUCACACUCCAUGAGCUAGGCAACUGCUCCAUGCUUGCUGCUUCAGGCUGGGGGACUCCCUCACACUUCCAGCUGUGGCAGCUGCUAGGAAACCAGUAGAUCAUGAGGUGAACAUCUUGAUAAAAGGAGCUGGAGGAGUUCUCGCCCACUGCCUGCUAACUCUGGCAGCAGCCAGUGUACUUGAGCUUUGGGGAGCUUGUUCCUCCCUCCUGGAGUGGAGUGUACUGCAAGCCUUUUGUAGCAAAUUCUGAGUCCUGACCAGCUGCCCUAGGAACUACCAUGUUCAGCCAAGUAAGUCAGUUGGAUACUCUGGAAAAAACUGUUCAGAUGAUGGCAUGUGUUGACAUGAACCAUUCUCUGCCAUACUUAAAAAAAAAAAAAUUGUAAAAUUUGCCAUUACUCGUGAGUUGCAUCUCAUUUUCAUGCCUGCUAUUUGGGGGUGUGUUUAACAGCUAUGUUCUCUCUAUCUGCAGCACAGGAGUAGAUCUGAGAAUGUAACCUGAGGUCAUACAAAAGAGUGGUGGAAAAUUUUGGGAGCCUGGAUAAUCUGAGGUGACAGCACUUGAAACUUUCAAGUCACAACCAGACAUAAACAAGCAUUUGUGGUGGCUUGCGCCCAUCGGGCUUUCUACCACAUUUCUUUCUGCAGAAGGGCUCCUCUUGUCGUUGGAGUGACAGGGGUGCUGGGCACUGCUUGCAGUCUUACUUUGUUACUGGGGUCUGUCAGGAGCUGGCAGGGGUGGUACAGUGCUUCAGCCCCAGCCUCCUUGAACCUACAAGUCUGAAUAUGCUACAGACCCCGAUGAAGUUUUGCGUUAUUUCUAAGUGUAGUUAAAAAAACCAAUCCCUGAGAACUGUAAAAGACACAGCUGGGUUGCAGCAGCAGCAGCUUUCCAUGCAAACAUAGUAUCUUAUUUAAUGGCUGUGAGCAUUCCUUGUAGUCGAUGGAUGGGUGACAGGAAGAAAAUGAUUUAACAGUAUCCUUCUGGACCAAUUUUAAACAAAAAGUGAAGUUUUUUUAGCAAGUAAAAUAUGUGCUGCUGAAGAGAUAAAAAACACUUCUGGCAUUUAUCCUGCAGCCAAAUGCAAAAUAAUGAUAUAUUGUCCUUUUAUGUAAGGCUGACUUGUUUUUGUAUAGAUAGUGGUCAAUUUUGCAAAAACAUCAAAAAUAUUUUUAAUAUAUAAUUCUAAAUUUGGAGGUUCUUUGUGGCAUUAAAAUGGCAGACACUGAUCUGUAUGCACCUGAAUAUUAUAGAUAAAACAGUCAUUCAUGAUUUAGGGAUAGGGAUUUCUUAAAUUUAGUUUUGUUUUUUAGAAGUAUGCAUUUCAAAUUCAAUUUUACACUGUGUGUGUGUAUGUAUGUCAUUGCCCUCUACUGGACAGAUUAGAGAAAUUUUUUGAGCAAUGCUACCAGCUUGCUUGAAGUCUGUGGCUGUUACUUCACCACAAUCGGAAGAGGGAUGUCUUCACACUCCAAGUAUUAAACAAGCAUAUGGAAAUAUCUCUUUAAGAACCUUGGCCUGGAGUCUGAGAAGAAGAAGAAUGCAGUUUCUGUGAUGCGCUGUCCAGCAUUACCUUUAUGCAGAAGAUGAAGCAGCAGAGAAAUUGGGAAAAGUACAUCUUCACAUUCAGCUGGAAAUGUGGAAAUGCAGAAAACAAGUCAGCAAGCUACGCUUAACAGAUGAAAAAGUGAAGGCGUAUCUUUCUCUUCACCCCCAGGUACUGGAUGAGUUUGUGUCAGAAAGUGUAAGUGCAGAAACUGUGGAAAAAUGGCUAAAAAGGAAAAAUAACAGACAAGAAGAUGAAACUGCUCCUAAAGAAGUCAGCAGGUACCAGGAUACGAAUAUGCAGGGCGUAGUGUACGAAUUAAACAGCUACAUAGAGCAGCGCCUGGAUACAGGAGGAGAUAACCAACUGCUUCUGUAUGAACUGAGCAGCAUCAUUAAAAUAGCUACAAAAGCUGAUGGAUUUGCACUAUAUUUCCUGGGAGAAUGCAAUAAUAGUCUGUGUGUAUUUACACCACCAGGAGCUAAAGAAGGACACCCACGACUCAUUCCUGCAGGGCCCAUUGCACAUGGCACUACGGUAUCUGCUUAUGUAGCCAGAUCCAGAAAAACCUUGUUAGUAGAAGAUAUUCUGGGGGAUGAGCGAUUUCCCAAAGGUACUGGACUGGAGUCGGGAACCCGUAUCCAAUCUGUUCUGUGUUUGCCAAUUGUCACAGCAAUUGGUGACCUGAUUGGUAUCCUGGAGCUUUACCGUCACUGGGGCAAAGAAGCCUUCCACCACAGUCACCAAGAGGUUGCAACAGCAAAUCUUGCAUGGGCUUCAGUAGCAAUACAUCAAGUACAAGUGUGCCGGGGCCUUGCCAAGCAGACUGAACUGAAUGACUUCUUGCUUGAUGUAUCAAAAACAUAUUUUGAUAAUAUAGUUGCAAUAGAUUCUCUACUUGAACAUAUAAUGAUAUAUGCAAAAAACCUGGUGAAUGCAGAUAGGUGUGCACUCUUCCAGGUGGACCACAAAAAUAAGGAGCUGUAUUCAGACCUUUUUGAUAUUGGAGAAGAAAAUGAUGGAAAACCUGUCUUCAAGAAGACCAAAGAAAUAAGAUUUUCUAUAGAAAAAGGAAUAGCUGGUCAAGUGGCAAGAACAGGAGAAGUCCUUAACAUCCCUGAUGCCUAUGCAGAUCCACGCUUUAACAGAGAAGUAGACCUCUAUACAGGCUACACAACCAGAAAUAUCCUGUGCAUGCCUAUUGUGAGCCGAGGAAGUGUAAUAGGGGUUGUGCAGAUGGUUAAUAAAAUAAGUGGAAGUGCCUUCUCUAAAACUGAUGAGAACAACUUUAAAAUGUUUGCAGUCUUUUGUGCUUUAGCCUUACACUGUGCUAAUAUGUACCACAGAAUUCGUCAUUCAGAGUGUAUUUACCGUGUAACAAUGGAGAAGCUAUCCUACCAUAGUGUUUGUACAGCAGAAGAGUGGCAAAACCUCAUGCACUGUACGCUGCCUCCACAUAUUUAUAAAGAAAUUGAGCUAUACCAUUUUGAUAUCAGUCCAUAUGAAGAUGUUUGGCCUGCUAUUUUUGUCUAUAUGGUUCACCAGUCCUGUGGGACAGCCUGCUUUGAACUUGAAAAGCUGUGCCGAUUUACUAUGUCUGUAAAGAAGAACUAUCGCCGCGUGCCCUACCACAACUGGAAGCAUGCAGUUACUGUUGCCCAUUGCAUGUAUGCCAUACUGCAGAACAACCAGGGGCUUUUCACUGAUCUAGAGCGAAAGGGUCUUUUAGUUGCAUGCCUGUGUCAUGACCUGGAUCACAGAGGUUACAGCAACAGCUAUCUUCAGAAAUUUGAUCACCCCUUAGCUGCUCUCUAUUCCACAUCAACGAUGGAACAGCACCACUUCUCGCAGACUGUGUCCAUCCUGCAGCUGGAAGGGCACAAUGUCUUCUCCAAUCUGAGCUCCAGUGAAUAUGAGCAAGUACUUGAGAUCAUCCGGAAAGCCAUCAUCGCCACAGACCUUGCCCUGUAUUUUGGAAACAGAAAACAACUUGAAGAGCUUCAUCAGACAGGAGCAUUAAACCUUAAGAACCAAACACACAGAGAUAGAGUGAUUGGCCUGAUGAUGACAGCUUGUGAUCUGUGUUCUGUGACCAAGCUGUGGCCUGUUACCAGACUGACGGCCAAUGAUAUAUAUGCAGAGUUCUGGGCUGAGGGUGAUGAAAUGAAGAAAACAGGUAUUCAGCCUAUUCCUAUGAUGGACAGAGAUAAGAAAGAUGAAGUCCCUCAGGGUCAGAUUGGGUUCUACAAUGCUGUAGCCAUCCCAUGUUACACCACCCUUGCACAGAUCUUUCCUCCAACUGGGCCACUACUCCGAGCAUGCAGGGACAAUCUUAACCAAUGGGAGAAAGUAACGAGAGGUGAGGAAGCCUCUAUAUGGAUUUCUUCUCAAUCCCUUGCUCCUGGGACUUCAGAUUCUCUUCCUGUGAAGAUUGAUGACUGAACAGCAGUAACAGAUUGCUUUAACCUGAAAAGCACCCCUUCUUGUUUUGGGGACUGUUUUUUGUUUUGUUUCAUUUUUAUUUGAAAAAGAGAAAAAGCAAAAAGGAAAGCUGCAAAAUGCUAAGAAGUAGACCUGCCUAGGAAGGUAACACCUAUGGAGUUACCUCAGCUAAAUGACUCUGGCAGCCAAUCUCCUGACCUACACCAGUGACACAACGUAAAUAGAGGGAAAAUGACAACCCAGAUGUUUUGGAGUCAGCUAUCAGAAGAGAACUUACAACUUGUGAAUAUAAAAGACUGGCCUUAUCUCAUGGGCUACAUUGCUGAGGCCUUAAUUUAAAACUGAUGGGGGUGGGGGGGAAUCUUAUGGGGUACUUCUAAAUUGUAUCUUUCUAGUAAGGGUUUCAAUGGUACUUUUAUUAUACAGUACUGUGGCUGGCUUUAACACCAGUGUCACUUGGGAGUUCUUGGCUAUAAAUAGAACAAUAUACCCAUUGCUAUUGUGAAUGUUUAUGUGUGAUCUACUUGUAAUCAGUUUGAACUCCAGCAGAAUCCUUGGAGAUUAUAAUUUAUGCUUAGGUUACAGUGAAUUCUCUUGCUGCAAACUAAAGGAAAACCAACAUUCAGGUUAAAGUUUUAAAGUACUUCAUUAAGCAUCAUGAUGCCAAUUGUCUGUCACUCACAAGGGAAAUGUUGAUAGAACUAGUGAUGGUGCUUUGUUCUUUAGGAUGUUUUUUAAAACUAGACAACUCCUCCCUUAAAACACUGGAAGUACUGGUUAAUUAUCUCUGAUAUGAGAGGGAAUUUUAGGUUGGAGUUUUUGUACCCAUAGUGACAGAAAUAUUGGAUAAAAUUGAAAUGUGACAGGAAAGAUUUUCCUUGCCUAGCUCACAAUUAAGUAAGGUCAUGAUUUUUAUUUCUACCUGCUGAGUUGUAUUUUAAAAGGCAUUGAAGACAUACCUGAAGUAUGCUAUCUGCUGGGAACAAAAGCCUCAUCAGAAAAGUCAGGUCUGAUAAGAGGGAUUGUGGUACCAUCACAAUAAAUCAAAAAUGUUUUUUGUAUUGACUAGCUUUUGUGUUGCACAGUAACACUGCAUGUCUUAUACUGCUUUUUCCCCCCAUCCCAAGAUGAGUGAAAUUAGGAAAGUUCUCCAUUUGUCUGUUUUUUUCCCCCUAGUUAGAGAAAUUUCCAGGUUUAGAAAUGCCUUUCUUAGUGAAAGAAUAGAUGACUGAAGAAAAGUACACUAAAUUAUGUGUUUACAGUUCUGUGCUGACUUAGGCCUCGGCCUUACAAACUUAUGCGCAGACUUACAUGUAAUGCCACACUUAUAAAUUUAGUGCAAUUGUACAGAAUAUGUUUCACAACACUUAAUUUGCCUUUGUCUUUCUCUUAAAAAAUGAGAAAAAAAAUCUGUGAUCCACACAGUAGAUGAAAACAGAGUCUUUGCAUACCUUUCACAUACAGCCUAUACUGCAUUAUGUGCUUGUUCACAGAUAAUGCACUCUUGUGGAGGUUCCAUGAUAACAUGGCCAUUGUGUAAUUGCAAUGAGUAACAGUAGUGACCUACAGACAGAACACAGGUUCUCUUUUUCCAUCUCCUGUCUUUUGGGCUCUAUUGCUCUAAUAGGCAUGCCAGCUUUUGGGUUUCAUGUGAACAACUUGGCCUCUUGAGUUUUGCCUUCUGUUAUGGUCGAGCACAUGCCAGUAUCUGUUUAUGUGUACAGUGCGUGAUCGUAGUCGCAUAAUGUAUAAAUGCACCUAAGCCUUUGCUGUACAUAGAGAUCCCUCAGGCUGAGAAUUCAGUAUGAAGUUAUCUUAUUUGUAUGAUGCAUGUUACCUAGCGGCAGCCCCAUAUUUUAUUUCUUUUUAGUUUGCCUUACCAAUUCUAAGUGCAGAAUUUUUUUGGUAAUCACAGCAAACUGGUUGGAAUUAAAAAAAAAAAGAUAAAAAAAAAAAAAAAAAAAAAAAAAAAAAAAAAAAAAAAAAAAGAAAGAAAAAUGUAGCAGGAAACAAUUACAGCAAAGUAGAAUGGAUGAUAUCUCAUGCUGUGUCCUCUACUUUCCUCCUUAGCCAUUCUGUUUCAGCUAAUAAUGCAGAUGCAACCUUUCAUCCACUAAGUACUUGAGACAGAAUCCACAGUUCCUAAUUUACAUGGAAAUUAUCUAAAUCUAUGGUGACUACAAAAAUGCUGUUUGGAAUUCAGGUAUCCCAACAACUGGAUGGAAUGUUUUUCUUCGCAGGUUAAGUAUAUUUGGAUUAAAUAUAUUGCUGACAUUUUCCCUUUUUCCCCCUUUCCAUAUAAAAAUGCUGAUCUUAAAAGCAUUGCAAAAGUAUUCCUUAACACACUCUAUCUGUGUGUAUGGAAAGCUUUUCACUCAUCUUUUACUCACUGACAAUAAAGAUAACUUCACUAGUUCUGUUUCCUACCAUUAAAAAUGCUUGACAGUAUCACACACUAUGUUAUGUUUUGAAGUUUGUAAGUACUGAGAGAGCACAUGUUUCCCUGGCAAAUUUGUCAAAUUUGCAAUAAGUUGUUCUAUUAAUGUCUCAAGUAAAUUAGUUACUGUUUCUAUUAUAAAACUACCCAAACCACUUAAAAUAUAUGUUUGCUAUAGUAUAAUGUCUAUUACAAAUUUAAAAAUUUGGCUCCAGUGGCUGUGAUUUGGUUUGAGUUCCUGGUGUGUAAAAGGAGGAAGGUAAUGACAAAACAUUACUCCUUGUUAGGACCUAGACCAAAAAAAAAAUAGUCAUGAUGAGCUGUUUUUUUAAAGCAAAUGUAGUCCGUCUUAGCAUUUAUAGAGCACAGGUUCAUAUGUGUAAAUAUUUUGAAAAAAAAAAAAAAAUACUUGUACCUGCACUUUCAAAGUCAAAUCCACCAAAAGUAAGAACUUUGGAGCUGCAUUUGAAUUUCAUGGAUCAAAGAGAUGUUGAGAUUUAAUUGGUCAAAGUUCUGGACUCAAACUCUCAAUUGAUUAAGACAUCUAGGUUUGUUAGGCAUCUGACUCAUUAAGUUAAAUUGUCAAAAGUCCUUGCAUUUUUAGUUUACUAAAACUCAUCUUGCCCUAAAGAAUGUAUAAAAAGCUUAACAGAUCUUUCCUUUCCUAGAAGUGUUAGAUUUUAUAUUCUUAGAAUUGCGUUUUUCUUGAUAAUACUUCUAGUUGCUUUUCCCUCCUACGCCCUGUGAAGGUAAAAACACUGUUUGAAGCUGUAACAGUGUUUCUAGUGUAUUAUGAAAAGGUGCCUGAAAGUUAUGCACUAAGUGAGAAAAAUAGUUGACAUAGCAUGUUACUCAUCUGAGAUGUUGCAUAUUUUACUACAGCAUGAUAAAUUCCAUUGUUACAAUUAAUUUAUAAAUUUUGGAUGCUUUUACAAUAUUCUACUGUAAUGGUUCAACUCAUGGCAGUAUUUUUUUUCUAUGAGUAACCAUUAGAGAAAUUAAACAGGGUUUUUUUAGCUGGAGUAUAUGAUCAAGCAUAUUAAAUUGGAGGGGACAUGCAGAGCAGAAAUCAUCUUUUUAUGUGGCACAGAUUUUUUUCCUGUCUAUAAACUUGAAACUGUGAUCAGUUUGCUGUGACUGCACUUGGAGCAUAUAGUGUUAAAAUUGUAGGAGUAGCAAAAAGCACUAUUCAUGUUAAAAAAUGGAGAUUAUUAGAUGCUCAAAUCAGUCAUGACCCUUUUGAAAUAAUGCAUUUGCCUCAAACACUGUGAUAUUGGACCAGUUCUGUGAAGUAGAACAAUUAAUUUAUUCUUUCUAAAUGCAGAAAAGGCUUUCUGCACACUACUACAAAGAAGUCAAUGUUCAAACUUUAGGUUCUAUAUCCCAGUCUAGCAAAGGCACAUCAUAACUUUUGUUUGCUUUCUGACCAAAAACUGUGCUCGAUUGUAAUACGGGUGUAUACUCAAAUAAACCUAAAAUAAUGGACUGCUUUCUAGGGUAGAUCAAACUGAUUUGUAGAGUAGUUUCAUAAAUAUUCCAAAUUCAGGUUGGGCUGUUAUGUGGAGAAGAAAGAACUUCAAGGUAACAACAUUCAACUUUACUACAUUUAGUGAGCUGAAAAAUUUGUUUUAUAUAUAUAUAUAUUUACACACACAUAUAUAUAUAUAUGAUACAUAUAAACUAUCUUUGUAAAAAAUAUGCAAGUGCAAUACUUUAAAGAGGUCUUAACUUUGCAUUUAUAAAUUAUAAAUACUGUACAUGGUGUGUAAUUUUUUUCAUGUAUUCAUUUGCAGUCUUUGUAUUUAAAAAACAAACCUAAACCUUUACUAUUACGUUUGUACAAUAGAACAGUAAGCAUUUAUUAUGAUAUAGCUAAGUUGUAAAUAAAUUCACAAACCAAACAGCCAGUACAUAUGCAUAUAUGGGUGUCCUAUUGUGAAACCUGUUUUUGCUUUUACUGCUGGCUUUAGCACAGCAAGACGACUUCUGUGGAUAUGUAAUUAUACAUAUAAAUAUAUGUAUGAUACAUAAAAUAUAUUUAGAAAUGUUCAUAAUUUUAAUGGAUAUAUCUAUACAUAUACUUUGGUGUGAAUAUUACUGAAUACAGAGUUUUUUAAUAUUA